AGAGAGCGGCUCGUCCAUUGUGUUAUUCCAGCUCUGGAUCCAGCAUGCAUGUCUGCCUGUCGCUUGCUUUGACUGACUUUGUGUCGUAAUUCUCUUCCCAAUCUGAUCUCCAAGCAGCUCAGUCCAGGACCCACCGGCACCGAGAGCACCGCAGCCAGCCUUCACCCUGGAGGGCAAAGCCCCAGUCGAGACCAGCGGGGGGGUCCCAGGUGAUGGCGAGCCCACCUCCCUCAGCUCCAGCCCUGCUGCACAGCCUCCUCUGGCCCACACGGAGAGUCCUGGACCCUGGCAGAGCGAGAGCCUGCUGGCAGAGUCCUGGUCCACCAUGGGGGACGUGGACCCCGAGGACACCAAGAGCCUGGACAGCAGCGACGGGGCGGUCCUGGCCGGGGAGGAGAACCACUCCUCCAAUUCCGACAUGGUGCACUUGGAGCGGGAGGAGGCGGAGAUGCUGGAGGAGGCGGCCGGAGAGGAGAGAGGAGGGAGGUCGGAGGAUGAGGAGGAGGAGGAGGAGCUUCAGACCAGUGUGCUGAGCGUCUUGGGUGGCGAGUCGGAACGCCAGGAGCUCCCGGAGCCGGCGGAGGAAGCUCACACGGAGCAGGAAGCGGCUGCGGAGGUCAUGCAGGUGGUGCCCCCCAUGGCGCUGCCACCCCUGCCUGUCCUCCGACUUGAACCCCCUUCCGCCACCUCCACUCCGACCGCUGCCGAGGAGCUUCCUUACACCGCACCGGGGCUCCUUCCUCCCUCAUCCACCCGUCCCCCCGUGGAGCCACCUGCCGAGGGGCUGGAACUCACCCAUGAGAAGCCCCUUUCCGAGGAAAGGGGACACCCCGCGAAGGGGUCCGCCGGUCCCACCACCGAGCUCCCAGUUCUGCUUUGCGGGGGCGCGGCUUUGGUGGCGGUGGUCGGCGUCGUGGCCUACGGCGCCGUGGCCUACUGCAGGAAGUAGAACCUUCCCUGACACGUUAGCGAUAUUCCACUGUCAUGUGAUGCCAGGUAGCAAAUCCACGCUGCUGAUUGGUUGAUUGGUCGGAUUGCGUUUGUGCUACCUCAGCUCGCAGCAGAGCUCACGGCCUUGCUUUUCCGCAACCACAAAUGUGCGGCGAAUCUUACCGAGGAAUAAACAUUUCCUGUUUUUGAUUCUU
Doryrhamphus excisus (bluestripe pipefish) is the source of this 1145-nucleotide messenger RNA. RefSeq lists its product as uncharacterized. Lineage: Eukaryota; Metazoa; Chordata; Actinopteri; Syngnathiformes; Syngnathidae. The record is from RefSeq and is a predicted model, not a curated record. Gene Ontology annotation, biological process: apoptotic process. Gene Ontology annotation, cellular component: mitochondrion; membrane.